Messenger RNA from Malaya genurostris, 4500 nucleotides. RefSeq lists its product as uncharacterized. Gene Ontology annotation, molecular function: ubiquitin conjugating enzyme binding; ubiquitin protein ligase activity. Gene Ontology annotation, biological process: multicellular organism development; proteasome-mediated ubiquitin-dependent protein catabolic process. Gene Ontology annotation, cellular component: cytoplasm. NCBI's taxonomy places the organism in Eukaryota, Metazoa, Arthropoda, Insecta, Diptera, Culicidae. The record is from RefSeq and is a predicted model, not a curated record. The transcript is spliced from 4 exons. Bases 3067 to 4461 code for a protein of 464 amino acids.
GAUUGAGCUUUGAGAAACGAUUUGAUACUGGAACCGGAAUUCGAAAUUCGGUGUAGCCGAAGUCAGACAAAUUCAUCUGAGUAGCAUUUGUUUCAAAAUGUUUGAAAAUCAAUGUAGACAUCUUUGAGGAAUCGUAAUGAGAAGUAAUUUUUUGGGUGCCAAUACAACCAAAAAUGAAAUAAGUUUAUUUGGUUAUCGACUAUCCAAAUCUGCUAACCCGAUAAACCUGAUUAAUUUAUGUGAAAUAGACAUUUUUAUACUAAUCACCCUGUAUCCCCGAAACUGGAAGUUGGAUCUGACUGAAAAGCAAGAUGUCUUAUAUAAUCUAAAGACUUUUCAUUUGAAUCUUAGAUAAUUCUUAGACUCCAUUUGAAUCUUAAAACGGUUCAGCCAUUUAGGAGAAAAAUGAGUUACACAAUUUUAAUUUCGUUUCACAUGUCCUCCUGUAGCUCCGGAACCAGAGGUCGGAACCAAACGUAAUUCAGGAACCUUGUUUGGGAGCAUACGACUUUUCAUAUAAAUCUGAGUUUGUAGAAAACGGUUGAGUCAUCUCCGAGAAAAUUGAGUGAAAUUAUUUGUCACACAUGCAUUUGCUGAUCUCGACGAACUGAUUCGAAUGGUAUAUGGGUGUUAUGUUCUUCCAGCAUUUAUUGCUGUAAGUAGUUUAAAUCCGUAUAAUUAUGGAAUUGUUAUCAACUCGAAAAUGCUGCCAUCAUCUAGUUGUCAUAUUCGAAUAAUUAUGUUGCCAAAAACGAACCGUCCUAAAAUCGGUCCGAGGCAAAAUGUCAUGAAAAAGGAUAUUGUACACAGUCUGUUUGGUACUUAGUAACAAAAACUGUAUGUGACGUUAAGGCGUUUAAGAGUUAUGCAAUGUUUUUGAGUUUUUUAAAGGUAUUUUUAAAACUAAUUUAAAUAAGUUAGAAAAAUAACACCCUCUCAAUUUUCUCUUAAAUUUUUACUUAUAUUAUGACCUUUCAGGAACCGCAUAGAAUACAUUUUUAUCGAUCUGGCAUCUAAUGAAUAUUGAUAUUUGAAGCUUGACUAGUUUUUGAUGAAAAAAUAAUCAUGAAAAAGCUUGGUUGAUCAAAAUUGUGCGCAAUGAUUAGUACAACAACUCUUCUGAAGACAACUUUGCCGUAGAACGUUUCACAAAAAAGUUAGAACAAAAAAAGUGAAAUUUCAGGAGCCACCCUACUCUUAUUCGGGAAAAUCGAUGCAACUCGAUCAAAUGAAAAGCUAGAGAGGUGGUUUUUUUUCAGCAAAGUAGCUCAAAAUAAAAUUUCCUACAACUUUAUUGUACAACAAAAUCAUUUUUGAGUUCAAUUAAGAAAGUUAGAUUUCAGAUUGCAAUCUAAAUGAAGACCACCCUAGUAACAUUUUUUUUUAUAAAAAGGAGCGCCAUUUGAUUACAAACAACUUUUGUGAAGACACCAACUACAAAAAACUAAUAUUUAAUAGUGAAAAUAUUUUUUUCACGCUUAUUUCCCGUUUCGGACCACUGUGCAAUGGUGGUUCAAUACCUUACAUUUGAAGUGGUUCGUCAGUGGAACAGUGUCAGUCAAAUUCGUUGAACGAAUUGAAAACUACCCGCGGUUCAAUGACAGUGUUUAGAAAUAGGCAAUCGUAUGUCUUGAAUUGGCCUUUCGUUGAGCGUUUUAUUGGACGGUAGUGCCAUCUCGUGCAAAACGCUAGAAACAUCUAGCUUCAAAUAAUUAGUUAAGGAAAAAAAAUUAAAAUUAUAUCAUUAAAGAUUAUGCAGCAAACUUAUUCAUGUUUCAAUCCCGAAAAAAAAUCCUACUCGCCCUUAUUUUAAUGCAACUUUAAGUAGACUGCAACCUUAGCUGCAAUUAUCUAAUGUGUCAUUAAGCCAGAGCUCGUUUUUUUUGCAUAACCAAGAAUCACACCACGGAAAAGCCCAGUUCGUAUGCAGAGCACAACCGGCGAGCAACAAUGUCUACGGCUCGGUAGAGGAACACACGUGGUUGUUGCUUGGGUACGUGAAUACUAUCGUACCAUUCCGUAUAAAUGGGCAUUUGUAGGAUGGUUAGUCCACUGCUGCCGGCUGAUUUGGGAGGCUCCGAAUGGAACAAACAGUCAGGCUUCGCAGCCCACUGCAAUUAUGUAACCUAUGCUGAGGGUUAAAAUAUUCACAAUUUAUCAUCCACGCUAUUUUAUCUUUGGCUCUCUUGGGCUGUGUCAUUUGUUGUCUGCAAAUUAUAAUUUCCUCGCAUUCAAAAAAAAAGAAGGCUAUUAUUGUGCCCAGGGAUUGUGUUGUCGGUCGUAAUGGAUCCAGAGACUUGGCACACACAGUUAUUUAGUGUAUUAUUGUUCUGUAAUAUUAUUGCAUCUUGCAAUUGCGUUUUGCUCUUUCCUUCACAUAGUCGUUUUACUCAAACCCUUCCGAAGCCUAUAUCAAACACCAUCUCCUUGGACACAGCUGUCGCAAAUGACCAUCGUGGGAGCAGUGGUUCUCAAGCGCGUUUGCGUUUGAAUGAUAAACACCGGUUUACCGGUUCAGUGGCUGUGGCUUCUCAAGCCCCACUGACUUACAUAUCCACCCGCUGUGCAGCGAGAAAUGAAAUUAUUAUGGAAAACAAGCGCCAUCAUUAGAUACAGAGAGAGAGAGAGAAAAAGAAACACACGCACGAUUCAUCUAUUUGACGUGACGCGCCGGUUUUCAUGCAACUGAUUCGAGACUAAUUGGUGACGGGGUUGGAGUACUGGAAAGUAGUUCCAAGUUCAAAAUAUUUGCAUAUAGAGUAUUGACACCCCAGAUUAAUUUGAUUGGGUAGUAAAAAGUGCGUUCGGUUUGACCUAAUUUCAUCUAUUCUCUUUCCGUGGAAACUGAAAUACGACACUGCCAUCGGAUCUAUUUCAAUCCCAAAGCAAUGUGAAAAGAGAAGCCGACAUUUGGGAUUAUUACAAGUGACCUUUAACCAAGAUUGAAUGAAAAUUAUCAUAACUCCGAAGACGGUAGACGUGUCGAGUGAUUUAAUUGAGUCAGUUGAAGGUAAUAAAUAAGUGCUUUGUUUCGGGUAAUGUGUAACACACGGUUGCAGUGAAGUGAUGACGGAAAAGAAACCCAUUCCGACCGCAAAGGUGUUUGUCGAGGCGUUCGAGCAGGAAAACUCGAACGCGGAUGGUGAGCUUUGUCUGAGAAAUAUUCACAUUGACGCCGAUGGUACCGGAAGCUUGGGGCUACACCUGAGCCGGACACCGUGGGAUCCUUACCCUUGGGUCAGCGGAGUGCUGCCGGGAUCGAGGGCAGAUCAAGCCGGGGCUCGGGUUGGUGAUUGUGUACUUGAGGCCAACGGAGAAAACCUGCUAGGUCUCAAGAUAGUGGACAUUGCAGCCCUCGUGAAAAAUGGCAAACCAUCGUCUCAAAGUCUCAAACCUGGCAUCAGUUUACUGCUUUGGAAUUCAGGGUAUGAUAAAAACAACCUGAAUCCUCAGUCACUGUCGCGAUUUGCUAGCUGCCUACAAAACAUCACAGGACUGCUCGAAUGUCCGGUUUGCCUGGAGAUCAUACGGCCUCCGUCGUGGCAGUGCUGUCAUGGCCACUUGAUAUGUUCCCGAUGUCGAGCCAAAACUACCAAAUGUCCAAUAUGUCGUGUUAUGAUGGGCCGAGGCCGCUGCAUCGUAGCAGAUAAGUUGUUCAGUUUUCUAGUGCAAACACUUGGACACCGAGAGGGUGGAAAACAUCCGGCAACCACAAAAUCAUCUAAUUUUCAGCAUAUUAAUGCACACGAACCGUUACUUACCAGAGACCAUCGCCAGUGCAAACAGCCGUUAAAAUUGAAAACAAAUAACUCGUCUAUUGGAACCGCAGAAACGGCCGGCCAUCGGAACGCAGAAAUGACAUCAACAUCAACAUCAGUUCCAGCCGUUCCAGCAGCACCAUUUCAAUAUUGCUGCCCUUCCGGUCAACCGUGCGAUAAAAUGAAAAAUCAACAUGACAUAUUAAUUCAUUUGCAGAAAUCACAUCAAACGAGCGUGGUCCAGUACUAUGCGACCCCGGGCGAAACGCUUAGCAUCAACUUCAACGAGUCCUGCAUCACCUGUGUAGUUCUGGUUCCGGUCGACGAAAGCGGGCGAACGGUGGUCGAAAACAACAACCCGCGCCACGGUGCUGCUGCAUGUUGCAAUUGCACAAAUAGCCACAAAGUAAUCACCACCGUUGCAGCUUCCACGGUUACAACCAGAGAUAAUAUUUUCUUCCUCGCUCGAUUCCGUUGCAUGGAGGCUAGCGGCCAGGUGUUGUACUGGCUGUGGUAUCUGGGUGAACCGGACGAGCUGGAACGGUUCGGGGUGAGCUUUUCGGACGACCGGGAUGGCGGAACCAGGUGGACCGGGCGGCCGGUUUCGCUACAGCAGAACUGCAAGGACGUGCUGAAAUCGAAACAGUUCGUACGUAUGGACCUCGCGACGAAGGAAAUGAAGGUGACCGUCAAGCUAAAUUGAUGUAAUAAGCAGAAGCUAUAAAUAAAUUUCGAACAAAAA